Mycosarcoma maydis (corn smut) is the source of this 921-nucleotide messenger RNA. RefSeq lists its product as uncharacterized. The record is from RefSeq and is a predicted model, not a curated record. The transcript has a single exon. Gene Ontology annotation, cellular component: COP9 signalosome. Bases 1 to 921 code for a protein of 306 amino acids. NCBI's taxonomy places the organism in Eukaryota, Fungi, Basidiomycota, Ustilaginomycetes, Ustilaginales.
AUGGCAGCAGUAGCAUCGGUGCUGGCGGCGCCUUUGACAUCCACGGACCGCCUUGAAGCGCUGCUGCUCGUCGCUCGAUCUACAAAGCCGCGUGGUGCAGCAGCAGUGAAUCUCAUCCAUCAAGCUGUCUCUGCUCCUGGCGUCUUCUUCUUUGGCGAGCUAUUCGACGUAGCAGGUGUUGCGGAACUGUCGAUGUCUUCCGAAAUACACCUUGUGGCCGGCUAUCAGCUACUAUGUCUCUUCUCGUACGGCACAUACACCGAUUACGUGCAUCUGAAUCGAUCUGGUUGUGUACCAGAACUGUCCAGAGAUGAGCUGCAGAAACUUCGACAGCUGACGCUGCUAUCUCUAGCGAGUCAACACAAGGCUCUAUCAUACGCAUUACUCCACAAAGCCGUCGGUAUCCCCCCGGACAACAGCAGGGAAUUGGAGGACCUCAUCAUCGAAACUAUCUAUGCAGGCUUGAUCUCAGGCAAGCUGAACGAACUACAGUCGAGAUUCGAAAUACACCACGUUCAAGGUCGAGAUGUUCCGCAUCCCUCUCUGAUGUCAUCACCAGCAUUAUCUGCGCUGUCAUCUCUCAGCAGUAGCACGCCCCAACUGGAUCAGAUCGUUGCAUCACUCCAGAACUGGCAGUCUUGCACGGUAUCUGUGUUGCAAAGUCUACAAUCACGGAUGGAUGAAACCCGUCACAGUGCCGCCGAUUCAGCCCUCCAACACCAGCAGCAUCGCCAAGCACUGCUGCACAACUUGAUCGAAUCGCAGCACCUGCUCGAAAGCCAGCAGCAGCAGCAGCAGCCAAAAAAGGGAAAGAGUGCAGCCAAUCCGAUGGACAUCGAUGACGUCGAUAAUCCAUGGGCCGCACCCAAGAAGAAGGCUACCGUCGCAGGCGCCAGGGGUAGCAAACGGUCCCGCGCUUGA